AUGCACAUUUUGGGAAUAACUUUUCUCUUGGCUUAUCUGCUUUACGCCAACCUCGCCAUGGACCCGAUCCACUCAGACUAUUACGACGACUACGAAUCGGACAGCUCUCCGCAGCCGGACAUGGAGCAGAGGCUGCGCUCGGCCUCCACGGUGGACGAGCUCAUGAGCCUGAUGUACCCGUCCUUCUGGGCAGCUCUAAAGUGCAAGUCUAAGCUGACGGCUGCGGGCUCCGGAUCCAGGCUCCGGUACCAGGCCCAGACCCAGACCCAGACCCAGAGAUCCAGGCCUCGCUCCGGGACUGAGGAGCCCACCUACGCUGCGGCUUACCUCAACCUCGACAUGCUCAAAAGUAUAGAGUCCGAGUGGAGGAAGACCCAGUGCAGUCCGCGGGAGGUGUGUGUGGACGUGGCCCGCGAGUUUGGAACCCCCACAAACCUGUUCUACAAACCCCCGUGUGUGUCCGUGUCCCGCUGCGGAGGCUGCUGCCACUCAGAGGACAAGCAGUGUCGCAACAUCUCCACCGGAUACGUCAGCAAGACUCUGUUUGAGAUCACGGUCCCCAUCACGCAGGGAACCAAACCCGUGACCAUCAGUGUGGCCAAUCACACCCAGUGCAGCUGUCUCUCCAAACUGGACGUGUUCAAGCAAGUCCACAGCAUCAUCCGCCGAGCGCUGCCAGAGUGUCCCGUGGCCAACAGGACCUGCCCCCGGGCUCAGACCUGGAGCUCCAGACUGUGUCGCUGCGUCAGCUCCGGAGCUUACUACAACCCUCCUCCUCCACAGAACGCCAGACCGACUCGCCAUCACAACGACUUCCUCUCGUCAGACGUGUGCGGAUCCGACCGUGAGCUGGACGCAGAGACAUGCCAGUGCGUCUGCCGUCUCCCCGACCGUCCCUGUCCCCCUCGCCGCCGCUGGGACUCCGCCUCCUGCCAGUGCGUCUGCAGCGCCCCCUCUGGUCACUCCUGUCCUCCACACUUCACCUGGGACUCCACCUCCUGCCAGUGCGUCUGCAGCGCCCCCUCUGGUCACUCCUGUCCUCCACACUUCACCUGGGACUCCACCUCCUGCCAGUGCGUCUGUGCCAAGUCCUGCCCUCACCAUCAGCCGCUGAACCCGGCGAGAUGCGCGUGCGAGUGCAGCGAGUCUCCGAACAAGUGCUUCCUCCGCGGGCGGCGAUUCCACCCGGCAACGUGCAGUUGUGUUCGAGCUCCGUGUGAAGUUCGGCGGCGACGUUGUGAACCCGGCUUCGUCUUCAGCGAAGAAGUGUGUCGCUGCAUACCCUCGCACUGGAGACGCCUGGACUAG
Knipowitschia caucasica is the source of this 1308-nucleotide messenger RNA. The record is from the annotation of a GenBank genome assembly. Lineage: Eukaryota; Metazoa; Chordata; Actinopteri; Gobiiformes; Gobiidae.